AUGGACUACGUAUCAGCUGUGCAUUGGGAUGAGAACUAUUACAAGAAUGCGACAGCGAUUUGGCAACAACCCCGACAAGCGCUUAUGAAUGCGCCGAGUGGUUUCCGAUCGGAACUCGUCGCAACAUCAUUUGGAUUGAAGAUGGCGAUGUUUAUGGAGAUUUUCAUGACGCUUUGUUUCUGGAGGGUUUUCAUAAAAAUUUGGCAUGAUCAGAUCGCUGGUUUCCUUCGUUCUGUGGCAAUUCCGCUUACAUGUGCCACAAUUAAUCGUUUCUUUGAUCUAUUCAUUUACGUAGUCACUUCAAAUCCCUGUGAAUUCCUUUCUGGAAUCGAUCAAUGCCUCGUGUUAACAGCAAUGCUUUCAUUUUGUACGGGUGCGCUCACGUAUUCCUCGUUUAUCUAUCGCUCGGUUGAAAGUAAUUCGCAUGAGAGUGGAGGUCCAACAUUUAUCGCAAUCCUCGUUCUAUGCUCGCUCAUUUCUGUGACAAUUGUCGCCUCAUGGGCUUCAUCAAUUGUAAUGUUCUCGUCAAUUGUCGCCAAUACAAUCAUCUCAUACAGUAUCCUUGUUGUGCCUGUUUUUAUUUAUACAUUGAUCAUCUCUGUGUUCCCGAAAAAUCGAUCGGAUACGAGUGCUGAUGGGCUGGCGAGAGGAGCGGCAAUCAAUCGAUCUCGCUUUCAAAUUGCUUUCAUUUGUUUAGCCGCUGUGCUUCUCUAUCAAUCAUGGAUUGAAUCGACGAGUCGUCUCCUCUAUUUCUUUUCGCAAUCUCUAAAACCGUGGAUGAUGUCAACAGCUUAUAAUACAAUGCCCUGGGUGAUCAAUCAAGCUGCACAUUAUAGUGUCGGAUAUUUUGAGAUGUCGAUCAUUAAUCAACUGUGUUUCCCUAUCGUUUUCUACAUGAGCAUCUUCAUCUUCAUGAAGCCGUGGAGAGACGCGUUGAAUGGGAACACCAUGAAUGAGACGACACUCGAUGUAUUCAAAUUUGAGCCAAAUGUACUGACAGCACGACGAGGAUUUCCGGAUGCAGCACUGGGAAAUGGAGGCAGAUUGGAUGGGAAUGAGAUGCGGGGAAUCGAUCCACCGCCCACAUAUCAAGAAGCACUGCAAAUGAGUCCACAGGACGGCAAUGCAUCGACGGUUCCCCCCUCGUCCCCCCGUCUCGCCAAUCCAUCGAAUCCACCAAUCGCCGCUCCUCCAUACACAGAAACCCCUCGUCCACCGAUCGUCUAUCCAACAUAUCCCAUUCAAAAUAUUGAUCCACAAUGGCUACAUUAUAAUGGAGCACAGAAUCAUCAUCUUCGACCAAAUUAUCCCUUUCAUCCCACACAAAUGCAGCGAUCCGGCAUCUUCGGUCAAAUGUUCUCUCAAUAUCCGGAGAUAAUCGAUGAGAGUUGUUUGGACGGCCUACCCGGUGGUGCAUCUCCAGUGCCAGUUUUCGUCUCCUCCCCUCCACCUCCCACUUCACAAUCACCCGGCCCAUCAACAAGUCAACCAACAGAUUUCACUGAGGAUCGUUUGCAAAAGAACAAUUUCCCUAAUAAAGCAUCGAUUAGUGUCCGAGUGAUGAGUGCUCCGGUGAGGAGAAGUCCCCAUACUGAGCACACUUUUAAACCAUUACCGUCAUUGAAAGAA
This is a messenger RNA of Mesorhabditis belari, 1629 nucleotides long. The record is from the annotation of a GenBank genome assembly. NCBI's taxonomy places the organism in Eukaryota, Metazoa, Nematoda, Chromadorea, Rhabditida, Rhabditidae.